Molecule: messenger RNA, 1321 nt
Organism: Tachyglossus aculeatus (Australian echidna)
Lineage: Eukaryota; Metazoa; Chordata; Mammalia; Monotremata; Tachyglossidae
Gene: DNAL4
Product: dynein axonemal light chain 4
Exons: 3
Coding region: 1-321 (106 amino acids)
Biological process (GO): microtubule-based process
Cellular component (GO): dynein complex
Molecular function (GO): dynein intermediate chain binding; dynein light intermediate chain binding
Source: RefSeq, a predicted model, not a curated record
AUGGGCGAACCGGCAGAGGGGAAAAAGGAAGAAGCGGACUAUAAGAGAGUUCACACCUUCCCCCUGGUCAGGCACACAGAUAUGCCAGAGGAGAUGCGGGUGGAAGCCAUGGAGCUGUGCGUCACGGCCUGCGAGAAGUUCGCCACCAACAACGAGAGUGCUGCCAAGAUGAUCAAAGAGACGAUGGAUAAGAAGUUUGGAUCCUCCUGGCACGUGGUGAUUGGCGAGGGCUUCGGCUUUGAAAUCACCCACGAGGUGAAGAAUCUUCUCUACAUGUUCUUCGGAGGCAGCUUGGCUGUGUGUGUCUGGAAGUGUUCCUGAUAACCCCACCUCCCUCACACUCACCCCAAAUCCCAAGCCCCACUGUCCCCUCGACCUUCAGCAGGAUGGAGAAGCAGCCUCAGGCAGGCCCUGGCUUUUAGAAGGAAAGUUAGGAUUUUUUUCUUUUUCUAUCAUAGGGCCAGUUUUCUGGGUGACAUGCGCUCUCUCUCUCCCUCUCCCUCCUCCACCCCCGUGUAUGUGCGUGUGCCCCCCCAAUUUAUGGACUAUUUUGCUUUGAGAAUGGGGGCAGCGGGGAGGGGCAGGUGGGGAUUUAGCCUUGGAAAGUGAUUCCAGAUUGAAAAGGAGGAGCAGGGAGCCCGAUAAACCCCACCCGCUCCUCAUCUUUGUCUUGUCUUCCCCCCGCACCCUGCCCCAGCCAGGUGUCACAGCUUGGAAUCACUUUGGGUGCUGGUCCCCACCACCUCCCUCUCCCCCUCCCCAUCCCACCCCCAGCACCUGGCCAGAUCUCUCCCCUUCUCUCUCCCCAUUGUUGGCAGAGUCCAUCUCUUGACCAACGGCUACAUUUAGCUGGUGGGGUGUUCUCCUCACCAGCCCCCCACACCCAUAAUGAAUCGUCCCUUCCUCCUCCAUGCUGGGACCAUGUCCAGAAGGCUGCCUUUUUAAGGCACCGUGCAGCCCCCCAGCCCAUUUUCACCCCUCCACCUGUUGCACAGCUCACAGCACACGGGGGCAGGAGGAAGGGGCUCUUCCCAGCUGGGGUACCGUCACCCAUACCAUGAGGUAACAGAACAAGACCCCUCCCUCCCCCCCAGAAACCCCCAACUCCAAACACUAACUUCCCUGGGCAGAGCUGGGUGGCCUCCACCUUAAUCAUCAGGAACCUCCUGUAUGUUUGUACUUCCCAGUGGUGGUUUUUCUAUUUUAUUUGUAAGCGUUGCGGGAGGGAGCCGAUGAGAUGGACAGUCCAAACCGUGCUUUACAGAACGAUGUAUUUAUAUGAACGUUUUGGGGUUUUACAAUUAAAACGACCAAAACCAGA